Molecule: messenger RNA, 4240 nt
Organism: Pelobates fuscus (common spadefoot toad)
Lineage: Eukaryota; Metazoa; Chordata; Amphibia; Anura; Pelobatidae
Gene: SH3PXD2B
Product: SH3 and PX domains 2B
Exons: 13
Coding region: 220-2934 (904 amino acids)
Biological process (GO): superoxide anion generation
Cellular component (GO): cytoplasm
Molecular function (GO): superoxide-generating NADPH oxidase activator activity; phosphatidylinositol binding; protein binding
Source: RefSeq, a predicted model, not a curated record
ACAAGGACAAGAAAAGAAGGUAGUUGGGCAGAUAGGCUGUGUGCAUUACAGGGUGACUUCUGCUCAUCCCCCCCUUUCCUGGCAUCCUGUAACAUUAGUUUCAAGGUUCUGUCACCCAGCAGCUGGAUGUUGGAAAGAUCUGGACCACCUAGUAAGAAAGCCAAAGCUGUGACCUGCUUUUUUUGUUUUAAGCUGGAGAGAAGGCUUCUAAGCUGAGCCAUGCCUAGGAGAAGCAUCGUGCAAGUCUGUGUGCAGGACGUACAGAAACGACGCAACCCCAAUAAACAUUAUGUCUACAUUAUUAAGGUCACCUGGUCCAAUGGUAACACGGAGGUCAUCUACAGAAGAUACAGCAAGUUCUUUGACCUGCAGAUGCAGAUGUUGGACAAGUUUCCAGUAGAAGGUGGUCAGAAAGACCCAAAACAACGAAUUAUUCCAUUCUUACCAGGCAAAAUCCUCUUCCGAAGGAGUCACAUACGUGAUGUAGCAGUGAGACGCUUGAUUCCCAUUGAUGAGUAUUGCAAGGCUCUCAUCCGCCUGCCUCCAUAUAUCUCACAGUGCGAUGAAGUUCUGCAGUUUUUCGAGGCUAGAUUGGAAGACUUUAAUCCUCCCAAAGAAGAGCCAAUUGGGAGGAGAAAAUUGGGUGGAGAUUCUACAUCAUCAGAUGCCUUGGUCCUUGAUCAGUACGUGGUGGCGGCUGCUUAUGACAAACAAGAAUGUUCAGAAAUCAGUCUCCGAGUAGGACAAGUUGUGGAUAUAAUUGAAAAAAAUGAAUCCGGAUGGUGGUUUGUGAGCACUGCUGAUGAGCAAGGUUGGGUACCUGCUACCUGCUUAGAGGCUCAAGACGGUGCACAAGAUGACUUGGCAAUUCAGCCUGAAGAAGAGGAGAAGUACAGUGUGAUCUACCCUUAUAUUGCAAGGGAUCCGGAUGAAAUUAGUUUGGACAAAGGAGCUACAGUGGAAGUCAUUCAGAAGAAUUUGGAGGGCUGGUGGAAAAUUAGAUAUAAAGGAGCUGAGGGUUGGGCUCCUGCAUCCUAUCUAAAGAAGAUCAGUGGAGAUUUGUUGGCUCAAAAAUUGGCUUCUGGAUCAAGCAACAACUCUAGUGCCCUAGAUUUGGAUGGAAUCUCUAGGCAGAACAACUACGUUAGUCGGGAAAAGGAAGCUGCUGCUUCGAGAGAUGGGAAAUUUGAUUCACGACCAUUCCCUUUUGUAGACCUAAAACGCAAAUCUCCAACCAUGAGACAGAGACCUCCUCCACGCCGUGAUCUCACCAUACCUCGAGGAGUAAAUCUGCCAAAGCCACCUACUCCCCCACAUGUAGAAGAAGAGUAUUACACUAUUGCAGACUUCCAAACCACCAUUCCAGAUGGAAUCAGCUUCCAAGCUGGACUUAAAGUUGAGGUGAUUGAGAAGAAUCAUAGUGGAUGGUGGUAUAUUCAGAUUGACGAGAAAGAAGGAUGGGCUCCUGCUACUUUUAUUGAUAAAUAUAAAAAAACUAGCAAUGCUUCAAGGCCUAACUUUUUGGCUCCUUUACCCAAUGAAAUGGCUCAGUUAUGUUUGGGUGAUUCAGGUGUUGAAAAUGGCUCAUUUGAAGACUCUUCUGGACCAUCAAGGCCUCUGCCAGAACCACCUCAGAAUGGAACAGACCCUUCAACAAAAUGGUCUAAAGAAUGGAAAAGCAAAGAUCAAGGCCUAAAGAGUAGUAUGAUGGAUGGACAAGAACUAGGGAUAAACAAUGUAUAUGACGAGGCUGCUUAUUUAGAUGAGGGAGAGAAGCCAAGCCUACCACCGAGGAGAGAAUCCAUGUUGAAAACAGAAGAAGUUUCUGAAAGACCAAGUAUACAUCAGCUAAGAGCACCUCCUCCAAAACCACCUGGUGGAAUGAUGGCACCAAACCUUCAUAAACCGGUAGUUCUAAAAGACACAAAGAAACCUGAACUAAAAAGUGACAAAGGAAAAAUGUUCCAACUGAAAAAUGAAAUGGGACUCGAAUGUGGCCACAAAGUGUCUCCUAAAGAACUAAAAAAGCCUAUGCUUAAACCUGUCAACAACAAACCCAAAGCAGACUUGCCUGCUGAAAAGCCAGAAUUAACUGCCCCAACCCCAUUCCUGAAACCCAAACCACUAGUAAGACCAAAGCCAAUGUCUACUCCAAAACCUGAGGUUCAUACUGAGGAAAAUGUGGAUAUUUCAAAUCUAAGAAGUAGACUCAAGCCAGCUACAAAGUCUGUAGACAAGGCAGCUGAGCAGGAUUCUGUUGCAACAAGUGGGGUCAGUAAUGCUCCAAUGUAUACUGCACCCAAUAUAGGGGCUGCUGGCAGACCCCAAGAUAGGUCAGAUUUCAGGUCUCAGCAGAAACUGCAAAAUGAACAAUCUAGAGAGCCCCCAUCCAAAGCACUGCCAGUACCCAUGAGGACAGCAGGCAUAGAACAAAAGGCUAGUAUUGUAUCUAGUAAAGAACCACCUCAAAGGCCAGUUAUCCCUCCAAGAAGACCACCUCCUCCUAAAGUACCAGAUGACCAGCCAGAAGAGAAAGCACACCAGAGAGAGUCUUCUGAGUUCACAGCUGCACAAGUUGCAAGCAGACCAAUACUGGUUCCUCCUAAGGCCAAAAUAUCCUUUCCUUCAAGUAUCAAUGAUACCAAAGUGAAAAAUAGCUUUGUCCCAAAGACACAAGCACCAAGAAUUGCAGAUAAAGCUGACAUGAAAGAAAGAUGUCCUCCUUUUAUGCCCCCAUCUGAGACUACCAAAGAAAACCACUAUGUUGCAGUUGCUGAUUUUGAUGGUGAUGAGGAUACAAGCAGCUUCAAAGAAGGGACUGUGUUUGAAGUGCAGGAAAAGAGCUCCAGUGGCUGGUGGUUCUGUAGGGUCCUAAGUGGAAGUCCACUUUGGGAGGGCUGGAUACCUUCCAAUUAUCUGAGAAAGAAGCCAUAAUGGCUCAUUUCAGUUUACACAGUCCAUUAGUCUCCUAUUUUAUGUGUAUUUAAAUAGCUGAAUAAUUUAUAGUUUUUACCUAAGGCCUGCUUUUUUAUACAUUCCAUUUUUUACUUCUUUUUUUUUUAUUUAAUAAUUUUCACUCACUUUUUUUAGAACAACAAGAGAAGGGCUUGUAAGUGGACUGGACCUGCACGAAAUAAAUUCAUGGUGGUAUAUCUAGCCAUCUACAUAAUUUGUGAUAUAAAAAAAAAUCAUUUUAGUAGUACUAGAGUACUACAGCAUUACCAAUUUUUUGAAAAUUGCAAUGUUAUUUUAAAAAAAAAUUGUUAAACUACAAACCCUUUAAAUGUGAGCUGUUAGUUUCUCAAAAGCUCCAUUCCAGCCAUAUAAACUGUUAGCCUGCUUGACACAUGUUUAAUUUGCCUGUGACUCGUUAAAUUAUGAAUCUGGAUCAAUUCACUUACUUUGUAAGUGCCUGGAAGCCUUUUUUUUUUUAUAUGUUCUAGAUUACACAAGUGGUUUAUACAUCUUUAUCUCAUAGGUUUAUGACCAUCAAUUAGGUAACUAUAUAUCUGAGGGUAGAGUACAACUUGAUGAGACUCAGAUCAGAUAUUUCAUGUUUCUGCUUUUGGAAGGUAGAAGACAAAAUAAUUUAACAUGCAUUUAACUCAGAAUAGUGAGUAAAAACACUUAGGAUGAUAUUAAAAGUUCUGCAAACUCAAUAAUAGAUGACUUUCAGCUUGAUUAAUCGGAACUGUGACCAUAUUCUGUCUUUGUCACGUUGGUUACAUGGUGCUGUUUGAUCAUUUAUGCCAUGACAUUUCUUACAAAAACUUUGGGUGGUAUACUUUAAUCUAAAACACUUGUUUUACAAAUUAUUUCCAAUUAUUACUACUAUGACAAUGAGAAAAGUUACUUUAUGUAGCACGUGAGUAUAAGCAGACAAUAAAAAGAAAUAUUACAAAAAAUGUUUGUACUCUCACUGCCAUAAUUAAUAUGCAAUACUCUUAUUAAGUUAAAUAAAAAAAUUCUACAUUAAUAAAUAGGGGAGGGAGUGUUAACGUUUGAUUAGCAGAGGGCUGGGCCCACUGAAGAAUUCUUCUGAACCAAGAAGAAAAAUGUGCUUCCUUUCUGGUUUGAAAAUGAAAUAUUUUGAAAUGAAAAGUAGGAAAAUAGAAAUUAUAUAAUUCAAAUGUCAAUGCACAUUUGAUAAAAGGUCAAGUGUAGUUUGUCAAGAUUCAGAAUUCCUCCUCCUUUUUUAUUUUAUUUUUUUACAUUUUUCAGUAGUCUAACAUCAGAAGUU